Alosa alosa (allis shad) is the source of this 1227-nucleotide messenger RNA. RefSeq names its product arrestin 3b, retinal (X-arrestin) (gene arr3b). Bases 112 to 1200 code for a protein of 362 amino acids. Gene Ontology annotation, biological process: visual perception; G protein-coupled receptor internalization; signal transduction. The record is from RefSeq and is a predicted model, not a curated record. Gene Ontology annotation, molecular function: G protein-coupled receptor binding. The transcript has 14 exons. NCBI's taxonomy places the organism in Eukaryota, Metazoa, Chordata, Actinopteri, Clupeiformes, Clupeidae.
CCGCACAAACAUGGCCAGACUCUGAGCUCCAGCCAACUGGAGUGAAAAGAUCAGAGGGGCAGAGGAGUGAACGACAGCAGCAUAGCUGAUACCCCCUGGCAGUGUAAUACGAUGGCCAAGAUCUAUAAGAAGACCAGUCGCAAUGGCUCGAUUGCUCUUUAUCUAGGAAAGAGGGACUUUGUGGACCGUGUGGACAAUGUUGAUAUUGUUGAUGGUGUGCUCAAAAUAGAUCCAUCAGAUCUCGCUGGGAGAAAAGUAUGGGUUUCUCUCACCUGUGCUUUUCGCUAUGGCCGCGAGGAUUUGGAUGUGAUUGGUUUAUCAUUCCGAAAAGACAUCUGGAUUGAGCACCUUCAGGUGUACCCUCCGACCAGUGAACCCAAGCCAGCUAACACACACGUGCAAGAUGCACUUCUGAGGAAGUCUGGAGAAGAUGGACACCCAUUCACUUUCGCUCUUCCCACAAAUCUACCUUGCUCUGUCACCCUUCAACCUGGACCAGGCGAUGCUGGCAAGGCGUGUGGUGUUGAUUUUGAAGUUAAGGGCUACAUUGCCAUGGAAGCAGACAAUCCAGAUGAGGAAAUUGAUAAAAAGGAUACAACCCGCUUGAUCAUCCGAAAGAUACAGUUUGCUCCAGACAAACUAGGUGCUGGUCCAAAAGCUAGCAUCAGUAAACAGUUCAUAAUGUCUGAGAAACCAAUUCAGAUCGAGGCUUCAACUGAGAAAGAGCUUUACUACCAUGGAGAUCCCAUUCCAGUUACUGUAAAAAUCAACAAUGAUAGCAAUAAAGUGGUGAAGAAAGUGAAAAUCUCAAUUGACCAAACGACAGAUGUGGUCCUGUAUUCUGCUGACAAAUACACUAAAGUUGUACUAUGCGAGGAAUUCGGAGACCAAGUUGAUCCCUCGUGCACCCUUGAAAAGGAAUACAGAGUUACCCCUCUGCUGGCCAACAACACAGAGAAGCGCGGUUUGGCACUAGAUGGCAAACUGAAGGAUGAGGACACAAACCUGGCAUCAUCGACCAUCAUCCGACCUGACAUGGAUAAGGACAUCUUGGGAAUUCUGGUGUCCUACACAAUCAAAGCAACUGCUGUGGUGUCCGGUGGUGGAAUACUUGGAAGCCUUACAUGCAGUGAUGUGACUGUGGAGAUUCCUUUGGUCCUGAUGUCCCCAAAGCCAGCAGGUAAGCAGGUGUUUCACUGAGCGAAAGAAAAGCCGAGACAGGGGCAG